UCUUUAAUCCCACUCAAAUAAUCAGUUGUUCCAAACCCCUUUAUCUAUCAGACUCAACAAUUUAAGUUGAUGGGACACCUUGAGAAUGUUUAAAUUUUUUAAAUUUUGUUAAAGUGUGUAAACAUCAAGCUUCUGCUCUGGUGUGUGUGGUCUUCAGUUAAAAAUUCUGGCUGUUCAACGGAAUGUAUCUGCUGCUGUUCAUUUCAUUCUGCCUCAGUUUCUGUUCCAUUGUGCUGAGUGCAGCAGUAACACCUCCAUGUAGUGCUGUAUACAGGGGCUUUGCUGAUUGUCUGGUCAGUCUUGGUGACAGUGUGAGCUCCAAGACUGACCACCCACAGGACAUCAACUCUAUCUGCAAAUCAUGGGAUGCCUUCCAGGUGUGUGUGAGUGAUGUGCUGUCAGGUUGCCGUGGUGAUGCAGCAGAGAUUUGGGAAUCUUUGAGGGCAGAGUCCCGGAAAACAACAUUUGCUGGGAACCUCUAUGAGAUGUGUGGCAGACGUACCGAGGCUGUCACUGCAACCACUCCUCAGGGUCUUCCCAGUACUGGUCAAACCAAUCAAGAAACCCUCAAAGGACUUGCUCAUUCUGUCAAAGACUCAGGCAGCACAGAGCUGCUACUAACAUGUUUCUCUCUUCUCCUGCUUCUGCUUUGGAUGUAGAGCAUCUCUUUAACUAAGCUGGACUGAUGCCAUUGC
Molecule: messenger RNA, 695 nt
Organism: Triplophysa rosa
Lineage: Eukaryota; Metazoa; Chordata; Actinopteri; Cypriniformes; Nemacheilidae
Gene: nrn1lb
Product: neuritin 1-like b
Exons: 3
Coding region: 183-659 (158 amino acids)
Biological process (GO): nervous system development; neuron projection extension
Cellular component (GO): plasma membrane
Source: RefSeq, a predicted model, not a curated record